UCCUCUCAUUGCGGAAAUAGACCAAACACACGCAAACACAAAAUGGGUGCGUCGUUGGACACCCCGGCCAGGUGUCCCCUGUGCAACGAGCUGACCCGGGACCCCGUCACCCUGAAGUGUAACCACCGCUUCUGCCAGCGCUGUAUCGGGGACUUGUGGAGUGUGAGUCCGAACGGUCCGUACCACUGCCCGGAGUGGAGGUGUAAGACCUCCUACCAGACCCUGCCGUUUGACAACACUUGGAUCCGGCGGCCCGCCAGCAGCAGACGGCCUCCGCAGCCCCCCAGAGCAGAUAAUUUGAGGAACGAUGAACAAAACAGUCUCGACUCCACCUUGAGGAGGCCCUCUCUCACCAGCCGGCUCCUGGGAAAGAGAAAGGCCAGCACACCUGUACCAGAGCAACCCGACUCAAAGCGAUCCAGUCUGCAGUCUCCCGCUGACUCGGAGACUCCCAGCACUUCUUUGUCAGAAGGUGUGAAGACAGCCAAAGAUGCGGUGUGCCCAGAGACUCCUCAGUCUGAGUGUGAUGACGGUGCCUCCACCAGUGACAACUCUGACAGCAAUACUGUACCUGCAAGUGAUGUGCAACAAGACACGUCGAUCCAGCAGAGUGAGCAUAAAUCAGAAGACGAUGUCAAAUUGGAUGACUCCGACAGCUCAGAUGAAGUGGAUCUGUGUGAUGCAUCUCUUCUUACAACCCCCAAGAAAGACACACAAGUGACACAAACCCAUGCGUCACCAAAGACACCUACUGCACCUGCCAGCUCAGGUUCCUUUCCUGUGGUCUCACCUCCAGUAAAUGAUAAUUCUCCUGUACAACCUGUCGGCAAGCCUCCUCUGCUGAUCAACAAACAGUCAGGUACUGCUUCUGAGUCCUCCAGUCAUGUCGGCAUGUUCCCCAGACCUGAGAGCAAAAAAAGUGGUCCAGUGCCGUGCCAUUAUUGCCCUAAAAUGCGGUGUCAGUCGGCUGUGAAAACCUGUCUGGUGUGUGGAGCCUCUAUGUGCACAGAGCACCUGCGUCCACACCUGGAGUCCCUUGUGUUCCAGAGUCACACCCUGGUUCCACCCAUGGAAGAUGUUUCCCUCUGGAGGUGUCAGGAGCACCAGGAGAUGAACCGCAUCUACUGUCGGCAGUGUGGAGUGUGUGUGUGCACUGUGUGUACGGUCAUAGGCUCCCACCGCGACCAUGUUUGCAUCAGCAUCAGGGAGGCAGAACGAGAUCUCAGGGCAAACCUUAAAGAUGAGAUCAAACAGCUGCAGGAGGCUGAACAGCAAAUGAAGAACAGAGUCACUGAGCUCACCCAGAAGAAAGAGGCCUUCAGAGUGGUUUUACGUCAGGCACAUUUGGGGGUGGAGCAGCAGUACGGGGCCAUCAGAGAGGCCCUGGAGCAGGAGGAGCAGGAGGCUCUACAGUGUGUGAAGAAGGAGGAGAGCAGGGUUCUGGGCGGACUGGAAGACAAACUUGGACACCUCCAGCGCUUUCUGCUCUCCAUCCACCAGGGCCUGCACACUCUGGAGGGGCUGGCUGAUGCCAAAGGAGAUAGAAGCAUCCAGGACCAGGCUUUCAUUAUGGAAUACAGCAAGGUAGCCCAAAUGUCUAGUGACAUUGGAAGUGUGGAGCAGUUCGAAGCUCCAGAAGAAGUGGAUCAGGCCCGGUUACAGUGUCUGCAGAGCUGGACUGAGAAACGGCUGGACUCUGUUGUGAUCACAGUGCCAGGCAAAGACAGAGACCUCUACAGGCUGCUCUAUGGUGCUGUCCUCAUCUUGGAUGCAGACACUGCCCAUCCUAAGCUGCGACUGUCUGAGAACAACCGUGGGGUGACCUACAGCGAAGCCCAGCAGACCUACACGGACCACGAGGCUCGCUUCAGCUCCUUCCCGCAGGUCUUAGCCUCACGUGCGCUGGAUGCCGGACGCUGGUAUUGGGAGGUAACUGUGUCCAUCGACGACGGCCGCUGGAAGGUGGGGCUGUGCGAGGGUCAGAUAGAGAGGAAAGGUCAGAAGGAUAGCUCUCGUCUGGGCUUCAACUCGUACUCCUGGUGUCUGGCCUGUGACAGGAGGAAGGUGGAAGCGCUACACAACAAGGCGUCCGUUCCUGUGGACGCAGACGGGCUGCAGAGGGUGGGGGUGUUUCUCGACUUCGACGAGGGUGUUUUAUCAUUCUUUAAUGUGACACCAGGGGGCAGUCUAGCUUUAAUGCAUUCUUUCAAGCACAGAUUUACUGAGCCUGUUUACCCAGCCUUUGCUGUGUCUAAAACACACCUGACCAUCUGUGAUCUGUUCGAGUCGUGAACUGUCGGAUUCAUAGAGAAUAUAUUAGAGCUCCGUGCCUUUUUUUAUACCUGAAAAUUCAUUCCGUAUAAAUGUGCCAUUGUAAAGUCUCUGGGAUAAGUUCUGUGCAUUACUUUCCUGCAUCCUUUUACUGUGAUUUAUUUUUUUUAAUCAGUUGAUAGUACUAGAAUUUAUCAUAUCAGCAAAGUUUUCAUGCAAUAUCACAGAUGUUAGUAGCAUAGUUGUUAGCAACAGUAUUUUAACUUUAAUAUGUUUUUAAUCAGAAUGAUCAAGGAAGUGUUUAUAUGGGUGGGAAACCACUUCUGGUGUUAAAAUAAUAUUAUGCUUUUUUAUGUCUGUUACCUGACUCCUCUUUGAGACCAACCUCUUGUCCUACUUCAGAAAUAAAAAUGUCAAGUUUCAAAAUAAAAUAAAACCUGUAUAACC
This is a messenger RNA of Sphaeramia orbicularis (orbiculate cardinalfish), 2718 nucleotides long. Its product is annotated as E3 ubiquitin/ISG15 ligase TRIM25. The coding region runs from base 43 to 2292 and encodes 749 amino acids. The transcript has 7 exons. Lineage: Eukaryota; Metazoa; Chordata; Actinopteri; Kurtiformes; Apogonidae. The record is from RefSeq and is a predicted model, not a curated record. Gene Ontology annotation, molecular function: protein binding; zinc ion binding.